CGCUCCAUCACACUCCUGAGAUCUACGUCAGUUCACCUCGACAAGAAGCAUGGAGCUGGUGCCACACGAUCCGCUCAGGCCGUACGUGUCUGCGAGAGAAACGCGGCUGGCGACCCUCCAGGAAGAGCCAGAAAAGGUCGCCAAGGACCAGCAUCAACCGCCGCCACACUUGCUUGUAGAACGGAGCAGGAAGAAAAGUUGGACAAACAGAUCAGACGACAUCCUGACAACGACUCUGUCAGCUUUCUACGGCAAGCUCCUGGUUGUACUGGGGUUGGCUCUGCCGGUCACAGCGGCCAUCAUCCCAGAGAGCACAGCAACAACAUAUGACGGCUUCUACCUUUACUUGUAUCUGGGGAGCCUCCUGUUCCUAUGUUACAUGUAUGCAGGCGUCAUGAAGGAGGAAGUUGUCCUAAGUGUCAGCAGGAAGACGUCAGCCUUCGAGAUGUCCAACAAACGACUGAAGGGAGCUGGAACGAAUCAGGAGCAGCAGGUACGAUACGGCAGCUUCUACCUGAGAAUGGGAGUCGCUGGUUUCGGUGUGGGCGCCAUGAUUCACGCCGUGUUGCAUUUCGGCAUGUACUUCGAGCUGCGCAGCACGUCAAAGUGUGACGACAUCCUGGUCGCCAUCACGCCUCUGACGCAGGCCGCAUUUGUCAUCAUGCAGAUGAUAUUCAUAUUCUCCGACAACAACAAGUUGGUGGAGGAGUAUAGCUACAGAGUGGUGGCACGGUUCGGCCUGAUGCACAUGAUAGCCACGAAUCUUUGCGAAUGGCUAUACGUGGUGGUCGAAGAGACCAAAUAUGACAUCUUGCAGGUGCUGAACAGCACCACAAAGCAGCACCAUGCAAUAAACGUGUCGGGGCACGGGAUCUCCAGAACGUACAUCCCAAACAUCGAACCAGAUUGCUGGAAGUCCAAUAUUAUGGCGCCCUUGGUGCGCAGUGCCAGCAGGUUCCUAUUUCCCUGCACUGUGGAGUACAGUCUUCUCUGUGCUGUCAUCCUGGGCGUCAUGUGGAUGAACGCUUGCUCUGACACCAAGACCCAACAACAGCAGCAGCAGCAGCAGCAGCAGCACUGUGACCAACUGUCGCCCGACAGUAUACCCGGCCGUGUCAGUGGUGUUAACAUCAUCUACACGCGGUCUGUCAGUCACUUCUCUGUGGACUGCACCAGCGCACACAAAGGACUCUUCGCAGGGAUCCUGAUGCUGGUACUGUCCAUCGUGAGUCUCAUUAUGUUCUUUGAGCUCGUUCAGCGUCCCCAGUUUGUCGACGAGGCUGUCCUGCAGGUGAAUGUUUGGGAGACGGUGAUGUAUGCCACUUCCACCGCCGCUGUAAUCUCCUGUUUGUUUGCGAUUCGAAAUGUCGGACGAAUACCUGGACAUCGACGUUUCGAACUUGAACACAUCCUCCUCUUCAUGACACAGGCCGGCCUCUUCUUAUUCAUCCUUUUCCAGAUCAUCGGAGCGUAUUUCUCUCUGGAUAUGGCACCCCGCUGGGCCGUCAUGCGGAUCAUAACACCCGUAGCCGCUCUGGUGCAGAGCACGAGCCAGACGAUACUGGUGCUGGACGCAUGGAAGAGGCGAUGUAAUACGAAAGAACAAAUGGAGAAGAGACCGGGAAAACAGUUGAUCACGUUUCUGCUAAUUGUGAAUCUCGCCCUGUGGGUGGUAAACAGACUGAAGAACAACCGGGCGGAGUUUCACCCGUUGCAGACAGAAUUUUAUGGGGUGUGGGCCUGGACCAUCAUCACACACAUAUCAAUGCCGCUAGUAGUGUGCUACCGCUUUCAGUCCACGGUUUGUCUUUACGAGAUAUGGAAGCAUGUUUACAAGAUGCGAAAUGCUGAUCCCUAGAUCGUUCAGAACGCACGGCAAAUGAUCAGGUUCUUGAAUGUAUUAUGAACUGCUUCAACAGCAUUUUUCAUACAAAUAUAUUUAUUAAUUAUGCUAAUAAUAUUAGCAUUAUGGUUUCGGCGUAACACUGUCAUCUGAUGACUGGAAUCAGAUAAAAUCAAAUCAACUUCGUUGAACUGUGGUAAUCCAUAGCUACUGAAUUCGAUCACUGAUUGUCAUGACUAGAAAAACAUCGCACCGCUUAUGGUAGACAGUGUACCCAGGCUUGUACCUACUGAAGGUUUCUGACUGCAGUUCAAAUUCAUCAUGAAGGGGUGUUUAUCUGAGUCUUAAGAUAUUUUAAUUCGCUGAGUGGGUGGUGGUGUCCCACUGGGUCCACCCGGCAUAGUGGCCACUGAUUGGCCUAUUGUAGCCUGCCCUGGGUCAUUAUGAUGAUGGAGAAUUUGGUGGAAUGAAGAUUGG
This is a messenger RNA of Cryptotermes secundus, 2320 nucleotides long. RefSeq names its product proton channel OtopLc. Bases 50 to 1858 code for a protein of 602 amino acids. Gene Ontology annotation, cellular component: membrane. The record is from RefSeq and is a predicted model, not a curated record. Gene Ontology annotation, molecular function: proton channel activity. Gene Ontology annotation, biological process: proton transmembrane transport. NCBI's taxonomy places the organism in Eukaryota, Metazoa, Arthropoda, Insecta, Blattodea, Kalotermitidae. The transcript has 9 exons.